AUGGGGGCAGCCCUGGGGGUCUCCCUGGCCCCACACCUGCUCCUGCUGUUGGUCCCAGGGGAUUCGGGCUCCCCCCGGCGCCGGGGGCUCCUGCGGCUCCUGCUCAGCUUCGCCGCGGGGGGGCUGCUGGGGGACGCCUUCCUGCACCUCAUCCCCCACGCCCUGGCCCCCCACGAGCACCACGAGGGUCACGGCCACUCCCACCACGGGCACGGCUCCUCGGUGUCCGUGGGUCUGUGGGUCCUGGCCGGGAUUGUGACGUUCCUGGCCGUGGAGCUGGGGGUCAGGCACUGCGGGGGACACGGACACGGGCACGGUCCCAAGGCCAAGCUCAGCUCCAGCGAGGACGAGGCCGAUGGGGACACCCAGGGGGCCACCAGGGCCACCCCCAGGGCCACCAAGGCCACCCAGGGGGCCACCAGGGACACCCAGGGGGCCACCAGGGACACCCAGGGGGCCACCAAGGCCACCAAGGGCCAGCACAGGAGGAGACAGGACGGGGACAGAGCCGUCCCUCCCAGUAACCCCCAGUAUCCUUUCCAGGCCAUGCUCCUGCAGCUGCUGACGGCCGUGGCCGCUCUGGCCGGCGCCGCCUGCUCUUUGCUGGCCGAGGGUUCCGGUACCGGAGCCGUGACCGGGAUCCUUCCCUUCACCGCCGGCGGUUUCAUUUACCUGGGCACCGUUUCCGUGCUCCCCGAGAUCCUCCGCGAUUCUGGGCCUGCCCAGGCCCUCCUGCAGCUCCUGGCACUGCUGGCCGGCGUGGCCAUGAUGCUGCUCAUCGCCCACUACGAGUAGGAAAUCAUCCCAAAAAUCGCCC
This is a messenger RNA of Sturnus vulgaris (Common starling), 817 nucleotides long. The record is from RefSeq and is a predicted model, not a curated record. NCBI's taxonomy places the organism in Eukaryota, Metazoa, Chordata, Aves, Passeriformes, Sturnidae.